Metopolophium dirhodum (rose-grain aphid) is the source of this 381-nucleotide messenger RNA. RefSeq lists its product as uncharacterized. The transcript has a single exon. Lineage: Eukaryota; Metazoa; Arthropoda; Insecta; Hemiptera; Aphididae. Bases 1 to 381 code for a protein of 126 amino acids. The record is from RefSeq and is a predicted model, not a curated record.
AUGACCGACGCAAAAUCGAAACGUGGUGUGCCGUUGGAGGACCCGCAGCUCAACACCGACUUCACGUACAACUUGGACUCGUGCGUGGUGCAGGGUUCGCGGGAGGACAGGGACACGACGGCUACCGGACAGGGCGUAGUGGAACGCGUGUGGAUCACGAGCCGGCCGCCGAGGCUGGGCCACGGCGUCGAGCCGACGGUCACUGCGCGCCGUACGUACGUGAUGCUCACGCACGUGCAGGGCCAGAUGAUCGACACCGGCGAGAUGAUCUGCAAAAAGGUGUGCACGGUUGGCGGCAAGGAAGACUCGGUCAACACGGCCGCCGCCGCCAACCCCAACAAGCAGGCGUCGUCGUGUCCCCGCGGUCAGCCGUGUGACUGA